UGCAGCAGUUCGUUGGCUUGCAGAUGCCGCUCUUGUUAUGCGAUACGUAGAGCUCUGGCAAUACGCAGCAUUAUAUGUUUUUGACGCACCAUCGCUCACAAACUAGUGCAAGUGACAUCCGCGUGUGACAAAGAAGAACAAGUAAUCCUACUGACACAGAGAAGUCUCAGCCGCGCAAGCAUGCCGAUUUCUGACGAAGCUAUGCCAGUUAUUUCCUACCGUCAGAAAUACAGAAAUCUGAAGCGUAAGCUUAAGUUCCUGCUUUACGAAAACGAGUGCUUUCAAGAAGAACUACGCAAAGCGCAGAGGAAGCUGUUGAAGGUUACGCGAGACAAGAGCUUUCUUUUAGAUCAGAUUUUGCAGUACGAGUCGAUAGAUUCGUCAUCCAGCGAUUCCGAUGCGACCGUGUCUAGCGACAGCGAGCCCGAACAUCGUGUGGAAGCUCCUCCUGUUAUAAAAAAGAAGAAACCUAACGCACCCAGCGACACUGUAGCUCUCCAUCACACCUCAGUUGCCGCCGUGUCCACUACACCAACGGGGAGCGCGGUGUCUUGUCCCGUACCCAUCAAAACUGAAUUGCCAGCUGUCGUUGCAACAACCAGCUCCGUUAAUAUCAUUCCAUCGGGCCCAAUUAACACGAAACCAGUCGCCGCAAUGCCCGUUCCGACAGCAUCCGUACCAGUAACGGCUUGUGCAGACAAGAAGAAAAAGCCCAUACGAAGCAUGAAACCAGCUACUAUUCAACCGCAGCCGUCGCCGAAGCCUGUUCUCUCUGCUGGCAGCAUACAGAAAAGAAUGGUGGAAGUGUCGGAAGCAUUAUCCGUCGGUCGUUUAGACGGCCACAUGACAUCCGAAGAAGUCGAGAGGCACCUGGAAGCACGCCAGGCACUUCGAGACCUCUUACCCGAAAAGGCGCCGCUUACUGUGCCCGCGGAACUGUUCAGCAAUGAACCACCCGGGGAACUGUUAGAUGGGCACCACCUCUUAAAUAUAGCCACUGCAAGGGUAAUUGUGUCUGGCAGGCACGACGGCACAGCCGUAGUAGACGAUGAAGGACUUGUUAUUGACCUACCCGAAUGAUCGCCAUGCCGUGACACUUUAUACAUUCGUCGUGUCAAGGAAUCCAUCUAGUACAAUCGUGUUCACGUAUUCAGUGAUUGCUACAUCUAAAAAUACGCACACAGAGGCUGUGACGUAAUUCUCGAACAGAAAUUUCUCAAAUUUUGAAGCAUACUGGACAAAGGGAGGUGAUACUUUCGACACACCGACCAGCGAUUUUCUAAGGAUUUUUAUCUCGAAGAGGGGAUCCUAUGGGGGGAUGGCGAGAGAAAUUAUGGGCCCCGGGGAUGAUUCCGAAUGGGUCCUGCCAUGGUGCCCCUCCUCACGUCUCCUGCGGUGCUAGCAGCCAUCGGGCCUUGGGUCGGGCAGGCCCCUGAAGGGGCCGGGGCUCCAUCCCAGGGCCCCCCCUUCUUGCCGCUCUGGGGGGGGCACCAAAUCGGUUUGCUCUUUGGCCUUUCUGGCAGGUAUUUUGGGGGUUGCGGUGAGUGCUAGGAAAAUCGCUGAUCACCAGUAGUCACCUCCAGGUUGAACUUCGUGCCAAACAAUGCGGAUUAAUGUGUAAUUAAGGCAUCUUAUCUUCCACAGAGCGCAUGCAUGGAGGCAUGGGCGUUUCAAUAAGCCUGGUGAGCAGGAGCUGAAAAAAAAAAAUGUGGACCACACAUGUCCAGUAUUGUUCACAUAGUUUUUGUGCAUGUUCUUUUUCAUGAAUUGCGUGUAACUAUCGUGUAAAAUACACCAAUUUUCGUGCCAUUAAUUUGGCAGCCAACUUAUGAAUUCAAAAUACACAGUUGUAAUCUGUGCAAGUUCCGGUCUUAAAUCAUGGUGCAGAUCGAUAAGGAUUUGGAUAACCCAACAUGCUACGUGCAGUAACUUUGCAGUGCUCACACAUGUUCUCUUGCACAUAAAAAAAAAAUCCCGCUAAUUUCUAUAAUUAUGUCAGAUUUCAAAGCAAGUGCAAGCUUGAGGGGGAGGGUUCUUGGUGCAGUAUUUCUGCACCUGCCAAACACACAGUCUGUGUUGUGCAUGCAAGAUUGAACAGUGCUUCUUUGGUGGUCUUUUCAUGCAUACUGUCCACUGCUUUUAGAUAUGCUAUGAUUUUAGGAGCCAUUGAGCUUUCUCUGUAUAACAAUGCAUUUGCACGCUGUACAGUUACAACAUACGGUGUAUCAGUUGAUUUGGUGUGUACCUGGGUGCAACAUCCAGAAGAAGUUACAGAACGGUUUAAGUGUUGAAGCUAUCCAAAGAUAUCGGUUACUGCUAUGUAACGUACAAUGUGUGCUUCCUGUGUACCCUUUACCUGUGUAAGACCAUCGUGGUGACGACAACUAAAGGAGGUGCCGUGAAGCUGGCACCUCCUGUUAAUAAAAGAAUCCUCAGCAGACACUUUAAGAGAUCUCAAAGUGGGCUUUCAUCAUUGUCACGUUGCAUUUUUUGAAGUGAGGAAGCAAGACAUUUACAGUUUCAGGUUAGAGAGUAUUGCAUCUCUUUCAUAGCAGUAACUUUUAGACUAGUAUUACUACUUAGCUGAAACCUGGUGUACAAAUUCAAUGCUUGAAAGGAAAAGUUAUGUUUAUUGCUGUAAAAGCAUUUACAAUAAAUGAGAUUCGCAAUAGCA
Molecule: messenger RNA, 2674 nt
Organism: Ornithodoros turicata
Lineage: Eukaryota; Metazoa; Arthropoda; Arachnida; Ixodida; Argasidae
Product: INO80 complex subunit E-like
Exons: 1
Coding region: 181-1080 (299 amino acids)
Biological process (GO): chromatin remodeling
Cellular component (GO): Ino80 complex; nucleus
Source: RefSeq, a predicted model, not a curated record